UCGCCGCUCGAGCUUCGAAGUUCGAACAGCGAAAUCAACGCGUAGAUACAAGAUAUCACAAGAGAUUUGCUGUGUUACUUUUUAUGAUUUAUUGAAGUGAAUUGUGACUCUAGAUCAAAAAUAAUUAAUUAAUGUGAUAAAGUAACAACCAAAGCUUAAGUGACAACAAAUUAAAGCAGUGAUGUUCUAUGUUUGAAAAGUUAUAAAAUGAUAUAAUUUCAACUUGGUUCCAUCGCCGUAGCCGCUUUGUUCAGUUACAAUAUGGCCGCCACCCGGUCUAUUUGUCAAAGAUAUUUUAUCAGUGUUCAGUUAAGACGAUUCUGUGCAUAUUUACAUAAGUUUAAAGGUGUCCAUAGUGAUUAAGCAUAAAUACCAAAAGCUUGGCAUGUAUUACUAAACAUAAUUAACUAUAAACAAUAAUAAAUAUAAAUGACUGUAGUUAGUAGGUACAUUUAUUUUUUUAUCAGUGAGAACGAAAACAAUUUAGUAACCUUGAAAUAAUAUAAAUAAAAAAUCUUAGUGAUCAAAAGAAGAAAAUUAAAAAUAAGUGUAUGCGAGAUGACAAACUAUGAGCGGGCACAAUGAACCCGCCUCAUUGUUUCCCUCUAAUUCAGCUGUGCUACUCAUGGGUGUUGAGCGCAGCGAAAAUGCGAGCGGCAACGCGAACAGCGCAGAUGUGGCUGGCACGGGGCUCGAGUCCACCGUCAAUGGAGCUGCGACCGCAGAGGUUAAAGAUGAGCCACCAUGCAAAAAGCAGAAGUUGCUUUCCGACGACAUUGCAACUCUGCGGAAAAGAAUACUGGAAUACAAGUUGCUUCGGUUGAAAAACUUACGUGAUAGGUUCACGGAGCAACUCAGCGAGCUAUACUUCCUGCAGGCGGGCGGUAACAUGAUAGACUAUGCGGCUUGGCGCAAGCGACCGCCGACGCCGCAACUACUAGCUUUCCUGGAAGCGCAGCGCCCGCCUGGUGCCGCGACCGUCGCAGUCCCACCAUCCACACCCACUCCCGCACUCACCCCUCCGGCUGCCGCGCCCGAAGUCACGUCCGUCGCUGUCCCUGCUUCUACGCCCGCACCUGCCCCCGUUGCUGCGCCCAGCCCUGCUGCGAUCGCAGCGGACGAGGUGGUGGAGAAGGCGAAGCAGGAAGCUUACGUGGCGGGACGCGUGGCGGAGCUGGUCCGUGCAGGGCUGUGGACGGAACGGCGGCUGCCGCGUGUCAUGGAACCGCCGCGACCCAAGACACAUUGGGACUACCUGUUGGAGGAAAUGACGUGGCUAGCGCAGGACUUCGCUCACGAGCGCAAGUGGAAGAAACAAGCUGCUAAAAAGUGUGCAAGAGCGGUGCAGAAAUACUUUCAAGAGAAAGCCUUGGCAGCUCAGAAAGCUGAAAAAGCCCAGGAAUUACAACUUAAGAAGAUAGCUGCUUUUGCUGCAAAGGAAAUUCGAAUGUUUUGGACAAAUGUAGAAAAGUUGGUAGAGUGGAAAAGGGAACAAAGAGUUGAAAAGGCACGUAAAGAAGCAUUAGAUGAGCAGCUGAGCUAUAUUGUUGACAAAACUGAACGUUACUCACGUCAGCUGGCGGCAAACCUGCAUGCCCCCGCAACCACCACGCCUAGCUCAACGACACAUUCUGAUGAUGAGUUCCAGCCGCGGGGCGACUCCGAUGACGACGAGGAGACGAUUGCAGCCGCAGAGCGCGAUGACGACGACAACCGGGAAGAGAUUGACGCUCUCCAGCGCGAGUCGCAUCUCGACCUGGGCGACCUUCUGCCGCCUGGUUACCCGCACGACCUUCCACCACCAUCCCCCCCACCUUCCGACUACGGCGCCGAUAGUGACUCGGCUGACGACGAGGAUACGAUAGCAGAACAGGAAAAGACCGAGCGAGAUGACGAGACGGCGGCCGAAAUAUCAGCAUUACAGGAUGAAGCGGAGCUGGAUAUAGAUGAGCUGGUGCGGAGGUACCGGCCCGAGUCGCCUUCUACACGCACCACCGAAACACCUUCCGUCGACACGGAUACGGACGCGAGCACAGAGUGCUCCGACGAAUGCGACGAGUCGUCAGACGGCUCAGAGUGUCUCGAGGCGUUGGUUGAAGGUGAAACGGGGAGCAAGGAAUUAGUGGAGACGGAAGAUGGUGAGCAACGGGUGGAAGCAGCCGCGACUCUAGCGGCCUCGCUCCAGCCCACCGGCACCACCCUGUCAGAGACCAUGGUCGGAACUCCAGUUCCAAGCUUAUUAAAGCAUUCCUUGCGUGAAUACCAGCACGUUGGCCUCCAUUGGCUGGCGACUAUGCAUGCGCGGAAACUCAACGGUAUCCUCGCAGACGAGAUGGGCUUAGGCAAGACUAUCCAAACUAUUGCUCUGUUAGCGCACCUUGCGCUCGAGCACGAGGAUUGGGGGCCACAUCUCGUGCUCGCACCGACCUCAGUUGUGCUCAACUGGGAGAUGGAGUUCAAGAAGUGGUGUCCCGCAUUCAAGAUACUCACAUACUACGGUACGAUCAAAGAGAGGAAACUCAAACGCGUUGGCUGGACCAAAGCCAACUCGUUUCAUGUGUGCAUCACAUCAUACAAACUUGUUGUCCAGGAUCAUCAGAGCUUUAGGCGGAAAAGGUGGAAAUACUUAAUAUUGGAUGAAGCACAGAAUAUUAAAAAUUUCAAGUCACAAAGGUGGCAGAUGUUGCUUAACUUUCAAACAGAGAGACGGUUACUGCUGACGGGUACACCUCUUCAAAAUAGUCUGCUGGAGCUGUGGUCGCUGAUGCACUUCCUAAUGCCGGACGUGUUCGCGUCGCACUCCGAGUUCCGCGCGUGGUUCGCGGAAGUGGCGGGCAUGGCGGAGGGUUCUGCGCGCCGCUCGGAGGAACUACUGCGGCGAUUGCAUCAGGUGCUGCGGCCGUUUCUUCUGCGCCGGUUGAAGCGUGACGUGGAACGACAGAUGCCGCGCAAGUACGAGCACGUGCUGUUGUGCCGACUCGCCGCGCGCCAGCGAUGCCUCUACGACGACUUUAUGUCACGAGCCAAAACGAAGGAGAGCCUGUCGUCGGGCAACCUACUGAGCGUGAUCAACGUGUUGAUGCAGCUGCGCAAGGUGUGCAACCACCCCGACCUGUUCGAGCCCCGGCCCGUGAGCUCGCCGCUGCACCUUCCGUCGCUGGCGUGCCCGCUGCCCGCGCUCGUGCUGCUAGAGUCGCUCGCCGAGCGUGUGGCGGCGGCCGCGCGGCUGGGCGGGGACCUCGCCACGCUGGAGGCGAGCGGGGCCGAAGCGUUCCCGGCGCACCGCGCGCGCCACCUCGCGCCGCCGCGCCGCCUCGUGGAGGAGCUGCCGCCGCGGGAGGCGCCGGCCCGGCCGCCCGCCGCCGCGCUCCGCCUGCACCUGCGCAUGGUGCCGCGCGUGCCGCCGGGCCGCACGCCGGCCGUGGCUCCGCCGCGCCUCGCCUCGCGCGUGCCGGCCGCGCCCGUGCAGCCCGAGCCUGCAGCUGCGCCCCAACUCGACACAAAAAGUAUAUCAGCGCGGCGGCUGGAGGCGCACCGGCGGGAAAGUCUGCGACGGCUGGGCGCAGUGAACGAGCGGCGCUGCUGGCGGCUGCCGCUGUUUGGCGCCGACCUGCGGGCAGCGCUGCACGCGCCCGCGCCGCUGCCGCCCAAGACACUGCCCGACCUGCUCGACCAGAUGCGGGACGUUAUCGACAAGUUCGCCGUGUGCUGGGAGGCGUGCCGCGCGGGUGCCGUGGCGGCGAGUGCGUCAGCGGGAAGCGGCGCGCGCGAGUGGCGGCGGCGGUGUGCGCAGGCGGAGCGCGUGCUGGAGCCGCCCAUGUGCGACGCGUUACGGUUGCUGCACGCGCCCGCUCUCAAACACGCGGUUGCCUUCCCGCACCCCUCAUUGCUGCAAUAUGACUGUGGCAAGCUGCAGACGUUGGACAGCUUGCUACGGCGGCUGAAGGCGGGCGGACACCGCGUGCUGCUGUUCACGCAGAUGACUAAAGUCCUGGACGUGCUGGAAGCCUUCCUGUCGCUACACGGCCACACGUACCUCCGUCUGGAUGGCGCCACGCGGGUCGAGCGCCGCCAGAUCCUUGUAGAUCGCUUCAACAGCGACCCGCGUAUUUUUGCUUUCAUCCUAUCCACGCGCAGCGGCGGCGUCGGACUCAAUCUGACCGGCGCAGACUCGGUGGUGUUCUACGACUCGGACUGGAACCCGACCAUGGACGCGCAGGCCCAAGACCGCUGCCACCGCAUCGGGCAGACGCGCGACGUACACGUGUACCGACUCGUGACCGCCGGCACCGUGGAGCAGAACAUCUUGCGCAAGGCGGACCAGAAGCGCGCUCUCGGCCAUCUCGCCAUAGAGGACGGACACUUCACCACCUCCUACCUCCGCGCGGAUAACAUAAAAGACCUGUUCGGUACGGAGGGCAUAAGUGGAGAGGCGGCUGACGGCGAACUUGAGAGCGCGCUGGCGGCAGCCGAGGACGAGGCCGACGCGGAGGCCGCCCGGGCCGCUCGCGCCGAGGCUUCCACUGAGCUGGCCGAGUUCGACGAGACCCUGCCGCUGCCGGAUGACGAGGCCGACAGCCGCGAAAAUAAUCACAAGCCACAAGACGAGUUCUCUUCGCUCAUGCAACAGCUGACGCCGGUGGAAAAGUACGCGAUGAGAAUGGUGGAGAGCAGCGAGGCGGCGAGCGAAGCGGAGCGGACCGCGCUCGGGGAGAUGCAGCGCCAGUUGCGCGAGUGGGAGCAGGCCCGCGCGGCGCUGCGCACGCAGCACGACGAGCUCGGGGACGCGCCCGCCGCCGACGAGCCCGCGCUCACCUACAGCGGGGAAGACGCGCGCACUAAGGUGUGGAUAAAUGACUGCCGCGCCGGAGAGACCAUGCCGAUGUGGUGUCCGCCCACCCCACCGUCGAGCGACGGCGACGUGUACUGCGAGCCGUGGCUGCGGGCGCUCUACCGUCGCGGCGCCGCGCCCGACGGCCUGCUGCCGCCCGCCCGGCCGCGCGCCGCCCGCGACCCGCGCUGCACCCGCCCCGCCGGCCGCGCGCCGCCCGCCCCGCCCUCGCUGUUCGAGCGAGCCGGCCCGCGGCCCCGCCCCCGGGCCCGCCUGCCGCCCGCCGCGCCGCGCGACAUCGCCGCUCCACCGCCCGAGUGGGCCGGCUGCGAGGAUGCCGCGCUGCGACGUGCGCUGCGUCUGCAGCGGUUGCCCGCCGAGCCGGGCGCCGCCCUCGCGCCCAACUGGGAGUGGCUCGCCGAAAUCGUAAAUGAAGCGUCCCGCGCCUACCGCUCACCCCGCGCCUGUCGCGACCGUCACGACGCGCUCGCCGACCCGGAGCGCGCCCGCCGGAAGCACCGCAAGCCGCCCCCCGCCCGCCGCCGACCGGACGACGACUCUCCGCGGCCGCCCCUCACGCGGAUCGAGGCGAUGCGCGAGGCGGACGAGCGUCGACGCGCCGCGCCAAAACGUCGCCUGGACGACGCGACGCACCGCAACCCUAAACAUGCCGCGUUGCUCGCCGACCACGGCGUCGACUACGAGGCCCCUCCCACCCCCAUGGAGGUGGCGACGCGUCGCGCCGAACGCAUCGCUAAAGAGAAGCUGAAGACGGGAGGGACGCAGGCGACGCCGUCCACCGCGCCCACGGCGACCGCCCCGCCCGGCCCGUCGGGUGGCGCUCCCCCGCAGCGUAUAGUUGUGGCGGCGAGUGCGGGCACCGCCGCCGCAGCGGGAGUCGGUAAACCGGAACUGAUCCGUCGCGCGCGGCCUCCGGGUGCGGUGACGGCGAGCGUGGCGGCCGCGGUGGUGUCGGCGGCGGGCCCGCAGCUGGUCUACCGCCAGCAGCCACUGGCCGCUCGACACCACCUCAAGAUCCUUCACCACUCGUCGCCCGGACAAGCUUCUCAGAGUGUGGUGACGUCUGCGAGCCUGGCCAGUGCGGAGGGCGGGGCGGCCCUGCGCACGCUACAGCUCCAGCAGCUGGCCCUGCGGCGCGCGCCGGCUGCGGGCGGCGGGCUGCGCGCGCAUCACCAGCACGUGGUGCUCGCACACCUGGCGCCCGCGCCCGCACCCUCGCCCGCUCCAACCGCGCCCUCCCCCCAGACACACAACCCAAAUAAGACUCUUUAAGAUUAAAUUAUUUGA
Messenger RNA from Leptidea sinapis, 6139 nucleotides. It is a transcript of the gene dom, whose product is annotated as helicase domino-like. The transcript has 16 exons. The coding region runs from base 569 to 6124 and encodes 1851 amino acids. Gene Ontology annotation, molecular function: ATP hydrolysis activity; ATP binding; histone binding. Lineage: Eukaryota; Metazoa; Arthropoda; Insecta; Lepidoptera; Pieridae. The record is from RefSeq and is a predicted model, not a curated record. Gene Ontology annotation, cellular component: Swr1 complex.